This is a messenger RNA of Carassius carassius (crucian carp), 2372 nucleotides long. Its product is annotated as fidgetin-like. The transcript has 3 exons. The record is from RefSeq and is a predicted model, not a curated record. Lineage: Eukaryota; Metazoa; Chordata; Actinopteri; Cypriniformes; Cyprinidae. Bases 345 to 1571 code for a protein of 408 amino acids.
AGCUUCUCCGCUUUCUUUUCGGCAGCUGGCGUAAGGUUCUGGAAUUCCAACAUGGCAGUAGAUGUGGUCAGUAUUUCUAUGGUGGUCAGUCUCUCCAGCCCUGACAUGGAAGCAUUCCAGAACAUUACCGACUCGGAGUAACCCUCAUCUCCCUCAUCUCAGCAGCACGGCUGGACGCUGUCGCCGUUCUCCGGCGCGGAGAAGUCUGGGGUUCAUGUCCGCUUAAAACACUGUUUACAUGUGGUGUGUGUCUUUCAACUUACUGGAAAGUCUUUCUCUUCGCCUAGUGGAAGUCACUGAAGUGAACCUUUCACUCCUUUCUGUUUCUCUCAAUCACCUUGCUGAUGUCAAGCAAUAUGAUCAGCGGUGUAUAUGGUGUGACCAUGCAGUGGAGCCCUGAGCAGUCUCAGUGGGCGGAGCAACAUUAUGACAUCACUUCCACCACUCGCUCACCAGGGCAUAAGUUCGAAGCACUUAGUGAUCCAAGGCUAACAGGUUCGACCUCAGCUGCAGCAUAUCAACAUUCAUGGGCAAACGAUGACAUUUCAGCUCUGACCGCUUCUAACCUGCUCAAGAGGUAUGCAGAGAGAUAUUCUGCCAUUCUGGAUCUUCCCUGUGAGAGUGGACUUAUGGGAUAUUCAGACACAGCCAUCUCCGUUAGCGUUAGGGGACCUGGUGUUGUGAAUAAUGGGCCAACCCUUCUUAAUGGACAGAAGGUGGAGGCAGAGCCUUGGAUAGAGAGUGUCUACCAUCCAUUAGGUUGCAUGCCCGAACUUCUUCCCAAAGCACCACACAGUGUGACGGAUGUGUCUGUCAGUGCAUGUAACUCACCGGUUAUAGGCAAUGGGAGUCUUCCGGAACCUAGUUUCUCAAGCAGCAGUUGUCACAGUCAGACUGGGAAUCAGGAAUACAGCAGCACUCCCUACAGCACUCCCUUCCUGCAGCCUGUAGGCAAUUACGGUGGCUCUCUUUUCCACCCUACCCCUUCCCAUGCAAGUCUGGUAUCAACCUACAAUGCUAACACCUCACCAAACCUAGCUGCGUACAGUUACCCUAACACCCGUUACCCCCUACAGGCCGUUCUUCCUGGUGGAUACAGUCCUCCCUCUGCAUAUCUACCUGCAGGUAUAACUCCUCCCAACCCUCUUCCAGCUGUGGGAUACCCAUACCAAGCCACCAGCCUGGGAGGUAGUGUCUCUGAAAGUGAUGUCCCAAGUGCUACCAGCCUUUCAAAGUCAUAUUACCCGUCAACUCAAAACGAGAUUGGAGUAUUUGAGGAGUUUGAUUUUGGCAGCAACUCUAAUUCAGACUCUAGGUCUGAAGGCAGCCCUUCAUACAGACCAUCAGGAGAUGAAACGGUGGAUAAGCAAAAUGGGUUCAACCAGUCGGCAGAUGUAAAAUCUUCAUCUUUCAAGCCAGUUAAUCAUGGAGACUCUUUAAGAAGCCUGGGGACUCUCACAGUAGCCAUGAGCAGACAGAACAAUGGUACAUCCGGACAAUGCUUUCCAUCUACCUCAGCUUCUAUUGUCACUUCUCACCAACAUCAUUGCCUUGACACAAACACACCAUGAGUGAUUGUGCUUACACACAACCAGAAGUGCUUGAGUUGAUGAUUUGUGUGAGUGCUCCCCCUAGUGGAUUGGAGGUAGAAAGGAGAGACUUGCUCAAAGUCAUAGAGUUGGGGUUCAAUGCAGGGACCUUAAAAACAGGUACAGCAGGGGAAUUCUGCCCAGGAGGUCUCUUGGUGUGCUGUUCACUCUAAAGGACAGAAGGAGAUUAGUUUCUCCAUUCUGGAAAAAGGACUAUGAUGUUUAUGCCCUGCCUAGCCGAGCCUAACAGGUAAUUGCGAGACACUGACCUUCUCACUCUGAUGGAAUGGACAGACCUGUAUAUCCUCUAUGACGGACACAUAUUUCUGAGAGGUUUGGAGAGAAUUUGCUCCUCUAUUCUGAGAGAUAUGCGAGCACAUGAAGGGAAUUUAUAUGUGUAAUUGAUGUGUUGUGGCUGCCAUGGAGAAAAGGAGUCAUGGUAACAGAUGUGCUGGUUGGACACUAGCUAUGGUGGACCAUAUUGCCAUGGUGUGCAUUCAGUGUGUGUUUGUGGUUAUUUAUGUGGUGAGUUUUAAUUGUAAAUUCUGUUCCCACUUUUUCCACAGGAGAAUUUACAAAUCCUGGUUGUUUAAAGUAUGUGAGUGUGGGAGAGAUAGAUAAAACCUCAGGAAAGUGUCAGUCAGAUAAAUGGCGUAUACCUGUGUUUGUGUGUAACAGAGAAGAAGAGGGCAUUUUCACAUACCAUCCUUACGAAAAACCCAAUUCAGUUGACUUGAACCAGGUGUUCCAAAGCAAAAUGAUUUUUGUCUGUUGCUAAGUUUG